CGAACUUAUGCCCUGGAUCGAGGCGUGGGGCACAGCGACGCUAUCUAUCGCGCUGUAUCGGCGCCGAUCGCAGGACGAUGCGCUCUGCGCCGCCGACUUUGUCUACCCAGACGAGCACAUCGUGCUGGCGCUGCGCGUCGAGCCGACGACGGACGAUUGCCCGCUGCUGUCGCUGGACCAAUGGCACACACACAAAGCCAGCGUCGUGUCAACCUUGAGCAUCGUCGACUCUGCUUCGCAGGCGACGCUCUAUGAGACAAUGUGUGACUUUGCGCCAUCGCCCGACUCGGAUGCGCUCGUGCUCCACGCGCCGGUGGCCUUGCACGCGCCAUGGACCGCGGCGGCGAGCCUGCGCCUCAGCAUCCAGCUGCACCAAAGCAUCGGGCACUUUCGCCGCAUCGAGACGCAGCGCGUCAAGAAACUCGAGUCACUGCUCGUCGGCGGCGCGCUGCCGCAAUACAUGUUUUGGCCCGAGACGCUGCCAUCGUCGCACUUGUCGCGGCAGGUGACGACAGCUAUCGCCCUCGGACGCAGCGUCGGCUUCUCGCACGCAAUCCACGCCGUCGGUGCCAAGCACUGCGUCGUCUUGCGCUUCGAGCAUUCCGCGAGUGCGCCUUGCGACCUCGUACUCCACGACGUGCGCCUUCACGCGGAUACGAGCGCAUACAUCAUGGACGAAAACGAUGUGCACGCGUUCCCCGUCGUCUUGCACCCGGGCGAGCACUGGCACGCCGUCGUCCACCUUGGCUUCCGGCUCGAGGCAAGUGCGUCGCAGCCUACGACUGGCGCGCGGGUCACGUACACGUGGUCGACCUUUGACGAGAUGGCACCUCUGACCCAAUCGGCUGGUAUUGAGCUGCCUUCUCUGCCAGAGCCGCCGGCGCUGGCGCUGCGCCAGCAAUGGCUGGGUGUCGAGGUGGGUGCGCGUUUGGUUGCCGCCCCCAUGCGCGCGGGGCAGGCAUCGCAGGUCGCCCUGUACGUCACCAACCAAUCCGCCGCCGAGAUGGAGCUCAGUCUCCUCGUGCUGUCGCCGGCGUACGCAGCCCUCGACGCGGCACCGCUGCACGGUGACGCCAAGUACCUUGCGUUGGCGUCGCAGGCAUGCAGCGCGCCGCCCGCGUGGGCCUCAUCGAACGCUACGCUACGCAUCGGAAUGCUUGCGCCAGGCGCGACGACCAAGACGACGCUGGACGCGAUGGUUGCUGACGCUGGUGCCGUCACCGUUGACAACCUCGUGCUCAUCGACCACGCAACGCAGACGCUGUACCGUCCGUGGACCCCGUGGACGCUCGUUGCGAGCUAA
Molecule: messenger RNA, 1303 nt
Organism: Saprolegnia parasitica CBS 223.65
Lineage: Eukaryota; Oomycota; Saprolegniomycetes; Saprolegniales; Saprolegniaceae
Exons: 3
Coding region: 8-1303 (431 amino acids)
Source: RefSeq, a predicted model, not a curated record